AUGGCUGCUUCCACCGUAAUCAUGGAAGAGAAAAAGGAAGAUUCAAUCGAUAGGCAGAAGGUGUGUCCGUUUUUGUUGAGAGUAUUCGUUUCAUCAAACGGUUCUCAUCACAAACCCUCCGAUUAUAUUAAGGGCAAUACUCCCCAGAACGAGUUGCAAAUAUAUACUUGGAAAGAUGCUACGCUGCACGAGAUUACCCAGCUAGUGAAAGAAGUGAAUCCUGAAGCUAGAAGAAAAGGCACAAAGUUUAGUUUUGCUUCAGUUUACCCAGAUUAUAGACAGCCGAUAUAUCGAAUUAGAGAAAUUGGUACAACGGUAACGGGCAAUAAAGGACCAGAAGAUUUAAAAACUUUGGGUGGAUUAAGAUUAAAUAUCGGUGAUUAUCUGGAUAUUGCAAUUACUCCUCCUGAUUCUUGGAAUUCGUCCCGGAAAGGAUAUUCAAAUAACUUUAAUAAUAGAUCUAGACCUUACUGA
This is a messenger RNA of Phyllotreta striolata, 474 nucleotides long. NCBI's taxonomy places the organism in Eukaryota, Metazoa, Arthropoda, Insecta, Coleoptera, Chrysomelidae. The record is from the annotation of a GenBank genome assembly.